CGGCCAGUACUCCAGGCUGAUUGACAAAGAGCUAUGCUUUUGAACACAAGAAAUACUGAAAUAACACCUCUAAACACCCUUUAAAAAGUAAAAAAGAGAAGCACGAAGACUAGAUAAAGAGUUGACUGUAGAAUGACAAGCGGUGUUACAUCUCCAGGCGAACAGUACAGUCCUUUAGAUGAAGAUGCUCUUCAAGAUCUUUACACUUGGAUUGACGAGAUCCCAUUGUCGCGACCAAAGCGAAGCAUAGCGAGGGAUUUUAGUGACGGUGUAUUAGUGGCAGAGAUUGUCCAUCAUUACCUCCCCAAGAAUGUUGAACUCCAUAACUACACACCAGCUAACGCUCAGUCACAGAAACUCACGAAUUGGAGCACCUUGAACCGAAAGGUACUUUCUAARCUAAACUACACAAUUCCUGAUAAUACAGUCAAGGCCAUCACCCUUUCCAAGCAAGGCUGCAUAGAACAAGUCCUUCAUGUACUAAGAAUUAAGAUUGACAAGUUUUUAGCCAAGAAGAAGGCAGAAUUACUGCGAGACAAGGACCAAAUAUAUGAUGAGUUCUCACCUAAUGGACCAAUAACUGACCACAGUACAUACAUGUUAAAUGAAGGAUACUUUACUAAUGGUCCAGAGAAUAACUAUGGGUAUGCUUUUAAUACUGGUCCAGUUGAUUUGAAUAGAUUCCCUGGAUAUCCACAUCCACAAGCCGAGGUUACAGGUCACCCAGGAGCGCCGCCCAUUAAACCAUUGUCUGGACCCCGACAGAGUGAAAUAUUAAAYGAGGAACCCAUGAAGGGAAGCAAUGUGAAAUUAAAACAACGAGGGUCURGCCUUGAAAAAGGAAGCCGCCCAACAGUACCCACAAACAAAGGUGGUAAGGUUCCUAAACCUCAGUCAUACCAGGACGUAUCUAAUGAUGAUACAACAGCCUUACGACUCCACCUUGAAGAAAAAGAACAGUCUCUUCUUGCUUCACAAGAAACUAUUCAGAUAUUACAAGUCAAGAUAAGAAGACUAGAACAUCUGCUUCAUCUUAAAGACAUUAGGAUAGACGAUCUUACCAAACGAUUACAGCAAGCCACGCACCCACCACCACGACAGCUACCACCACAACAAAACCCGCCCCAGCCGACCCAUGGUGGGGAACAAAUGCACCCAGCGAUGAUGAAUAUGCAUCAUCAACAACCACUGCCACCACUUCAGCAUCAUCCACAGCAAUACUCUCAAUAUCAGGAUGGGCAUUAGUUUUUUGAUUGGGUAGUUUACAUAGUCUAUUAUAUAAUAUACCACAGUGAGGUGGCCAAUGAAAGGGCUCCUGCUCCGUUCCUUCUCUGACAAAGUCAUCAUUCAACAAAAUGAAAAAAUGGGAAGAGGAAAAUGAAAAGGGGGACAGGCUAGCAGGCUA
Messenger RNA from Actinia tenebrosa (Australian red waratah sea anemone), 1405 nucleotides. RefSeq names its product sperm flagella and cilia-associated protein 1. Gene Ontology annotation, biological process: regulation of cytoskeleton organization. Gene Ontology annotation, cellular component: axoneme. Gene Ontology annotation, molecular function: microtubule binding. Lineage: Eukaryota; Metazoa; Cnidaria; Anthozoa; Actiniaria; Actiniidae. The record is from RefSeq and is a predicted model, not a curated record.